Pipra filicauda (Wire-tailed manakin) is the source of this 1169-nucleotide messenger RNA. Its product is annotated as zinc finger protein 541-like. Lineage: Eukaryota; Metazoa; Chordata; Aves; Passeriformes; Pipridae. Gene Ontology annotation, biological process: regulation of transcription by RNA polymerase II; negative regulation of DNA-templated transcription. Gene Ontology annotation, cellular component: histone deacetylase complex; transcription regulator complex. The transcript is spliced from 9 exons. Gene Ontology annotation, molecular function: transcription corepressor activity. The coding region runs from base 190 to 1002 and encodes 270 amino acids. The record is from RefSeq and is a predicted model, not a curated record.
CCUGCAGCAGUUGGUGGAACACAGGUGGAUCACUGGUGGAGCAGUAGCUGCAGGAUCUGGUCCUGGGCUUUCUCUAAACAGCCAGCUCCUAGCCUCAGCCCCGGAUCUGGCUUCUGGGUCAACAUUCUCAUCUCCUCCUGUGCUCCCAGAAUUGCUUCAGGGCUGCCAAAGGUGGAAAGGAGAGGGAAAAUGAAGAGGAAAGCAAGAGUCCGCAUUAAGCCACACAUCAAUGUUGGCAGCGACUUUCAGGCUGAGCUCCCUGAGCUGCAGGCCAGACCCCCAACUGAGGAUGAAGAACAUGCAUCCCUGGUCUGGAAGCCGUGGGAGGACACUGAUUCUGACAUGGAAACACAUGACAGAGUGAGAGAUCUGCUUGACAUGGCCAUCUCCAGUGGCAUUCCUGGGGCAGCAGCUAACCUGGAGCUUGCCCUACACUGCCUGCAUGAGGCGCAGGGCAAUGUUCCGGAGGCUCUGGAGAUGUUCCAGUCAGGGCAGCCUCAGACACCUCAAGGCCAUCCCUUGGCUGAUUAUCAUUAUGCAGGCUCUGAUACAUGGACACCUCAUGAGAAGGAGUCAUUUCAAAUGGCUUUUCACACCUAUGGGAAGGAUUUUCAUCUCAUCCAGAAGGAGAUUCAAAGUAAGACUGUGGCACAGUGUGUGGAGUACUACUACUCCUGGAAAAAAGAAAGUAGGAUUGCUCCCCCUCCUGCUCAGACUGUGGGUGGAUCAAAGAGGAGCAUAAACCCUCCCAAGGAGGAGAACGGGGAGAUGGAGAAGAGAGUCCGAAGAAGGCCCCGCAGCACUGUAUGUCCAUGCUGCAAAUCGCCACAGCCACCCCGCUCAGCAGGAGGCCUGUUUCCGUGUAGGACAUGCAAACGGGUGUUUGAAACAAUGAAGGAAAGGAACAGACAUGAGAGAAGGCAUUACCCACAGAAGGAAGAUGAGCCUCACCCCAAGAAGAAAAGAGCAAAUGAGGGGUUGUCUGGGGCUAGCAAGAGUUAGAUGUAAAUAAGAGUUGAUGUAAAUUAGAUUGGUUUUUAAGGUUUUAGGGUUGAGGUUUUUUCCUGUUUAGUUUAUUAGAAAGAGAUUUUGGUUAGUUACUGUAAGAGGCUUGGUGUUAUGUUCUAUAUUUUAUCUUUUUGCAUUUAUUAAGUCAUUAAAGCAAAGUU